AUGACGGUAUUACAGAGCUUCGUCGUCGCCCUCGCCGCGGUCGCACAGACGGCCGUCGCCGCCACAGCCUGCCCCGGCCCAGCGCCGGCCUCGAACCCCCAGACGGCCGACGGCGUUGCCUUUAAAGUCUUGCAGAAUGGCCUCGCCCGCCCGCGCGGCGUCGUCAUGGACUCGGCGGGCAACCUCCUCGUCGUCGAAGCCAAGGGCAAGGGCGUGACGCGCGUGGUCCUCGACGACGCCGACGGCCUCGACGUCUGCGUCUCGUCCAGCGCGCAGCUGAUUGACGAUGGCACUCUCAACCACGGCAUCGCCCUCUCAGGCGACGGCAAGACGCUGUUCGUCUCGUCGGCCGAGAGCGUGUACGCGUACCCGUACGACGCCGAAAAGGGCAGCGUCGGGGACGCCAAGCACCUCAUCAACGGCAUGAAGCAGACCGACCACGUCUCGCGCACGCUGCUGGUGCCCCGCCACAACUCGGACCUGCUGCUCGUGUCGCGCGGCUCCAACGACAACAUUGACAAGGAGACGGCCGACAUCAAGUCUGGGCGCAGCCAGCUCCGCACCUUUAAAAUUGCAGAUCUCGUCAAGGACGGCGCCGAGACGGUCGACUACACGGCGGGCGAGGUGCUGGGAUGGGGCCUGCGCAACAGCGUUGGCGUGGCGGACGACCCCACAAACGGCCACAUUUGGACGGUCGAAAAUUCCAUCGACAACAUGAAGCGCGAGGGCGACGACAUUCACAACUCCAACCCCGGUGAGGAGAUGAACUUUCACGGCCUGCCCAACGACACCUCGAGCGACCAGUACGGCCGCAACUACGGCUACCCCGGCUGCGUCGCCAUCUACGACCCCAGCAACGUCAAGGACUUUUCCGUCCAGGGCGGCCCCAAGGUCGGCCUGCAGAUGACGGGCGACCACAUCACCGGCUACACCGACGACUGGUGCCGCGACAACGCGACCGCGCCGCGCAUCACCUUUAGCUCCCACCUCGCGCCUCUCGACCUCAAGUUUCUCAACGACGGCAGCGCUGCACUGAUUGCCAUUCACGGAAGCUGGAACCGCCAGCCCCCCAACGGCUACAGGCUCAGCCGCGUGAGCUUCGCCGACGGCCAGCCCGUCGCCGGCGCCGACAGCGCCGACGCCGAGGAGAUGCUCCUCUGGAACGCCGACAACGCCGACUGCCCCGGCAGCUGCUUCCGCCCCGCCGGCCUCUGGCUCGACGGCAAGGGCCGCACGUUCAUGACGAGCGACAGCUCCGGCGAGCUGUUUGUCGUCACCGGCGCCGCGACCAGCAACGGGCCCAAGGGCAAGGUCAAUGGCGGCGGUGGUGGUGAAGACAAGACGUCGGGAGCGGAGCGCCGCCUGCGCACGCAGUUUGAGGGCCUGCUGUGGUGA
This is a messenger RNA of Akanthomyces muscarius, 1395 nucleotides long. RefSeq lists its product as uncharacterized. The transcript is spliced from 4 exons. The coding region runs from base 1 to 1395 and encodes 464 amino acids. NCBI's taxonomy places the organism in Eukaryota, Fungi, Ascomycota, Sordariomycetes, Hypocreales, Cordycipitaceae. The record is from RefSeq and is a predicted model, not a curated record.